AUGGGAGCUAUUUCAGCUGGUUGGGAAUCCAAAGAAGAACAAGGUACAAGUGUUCCAAACCUUAAAGGUGCGAGAAUGUUUUCUUAUAUGGAGCUAGAAAAAGCUACAAAUAGAUUUGCUCAGAUGAAUGAAAUUGGUUCGGGAGCAUAUGGCAAGGUUUAUAAAGGAAUUCUGAGCGGAGGCGAAAUGGUGGCUAUAAAAAGGGCCAAUCAAGCAUCUCUGAAAGAUAGAAAACAAUUCAAGAACGAGAUAGAAUUGUUAUCGCGAGUGCAUCAUAGGAACAUUGUGGGAUUGCUUGGGUUUUGCUUUGACAAAGAGGAACAGAUGCUGGUGUAUGAAUAUAUAUCAAAUGGAACUCUCAGAGAAAGUAUCCAUGGACAAACUGGUAUUCGUCUGGAUUGGAGAAGAAGAAUUCUUAUAGCAUUGGGUGCCGCCAAGGGUUUAAACUAUCUCCACGAAUUUGCAAAUCCACCCAUAAUACAUAGAGAUGUCAAGUCUACCAAUAUAUUACUGGAUGAAAGGUUGGUUGCCAUGGUUGCGGACUUUGGUAUUUCUAAAGUUGUUUCAGACGGCGGUGUACGUGCUGGAGGUCAAAGCCAUGUAACAACUCAAGUAAAAGGAACAAUGGGCUACUUGGAUCCAGAGUACUACAUGACACUACAGCUUACAGAGAAGAGUGACGUCUAUAGUUUUGGUGUUGUAUUGCUGAAGCUUAUUACUGCACGUCCCCCUAUUGAAAGGGGUAAAAAUUUGGUUCAAGAGGUCAAAACGGUCUUGGAAUUACAGGGAAUCAGAGGCUUUCGACAUGAAUUAAUGGAUCCAGUUUUAAAGCAGUCUAUGUACAUUACAGGCUUUGAAAAUCUUCUUAAUUUUGCCUUGUGUUGUGUAGAGGAACUGCCAGAAAAUCGACCCAGCAUGGAUGUAGUGGUGAAGGAACUAGAAUCCAUUGUAGAAAAUGAGAGGCUUCUUAAUUCGAUAUCAACCCGGAUUCGAGGAGCCAAGAGUGAUAUGGCAGUGGUGGAGUAGUAAAGUCCAAUGUGAUGUGUGUUUGGUCAGUAUAUUGUGAUGCUGAAUACUGCAACUUCUUGCAAGUCGAUAAUAGAAGAGCCAACGAUCAGGAAACAGAUCUUUGGGAUGGAGGAUGUGAGAAUAAAAAUUAUAAAUUAAAGGUGUGUUCAAAAUGAAAAUAAUUUAUUGUAUUAAUACAUUUUUAUGUCAUAUGUAUCCCCUGUUAGAAGCCAUACUUAACAGUAUUCAAGAUGAUGCAGACUCCGUCUCUCUGUUGUCAAAGAUUUCAAAGAGUUUUCUGCUAAAUUUUUCAUACAAUUACUAAUGUGGACUGUGAGAACCUAAGAUUCAUAUGACAAAAUAAAUUAUAAAUCUUCCAUGAUUUUAUUUUGGUAGUUCACAUAUCAAAGAGAAAAGAACAUUCUAAUA
Molecule: messenger RNA, 1437 nt
Organism: Cryptomeria japonica (Japanese cedar)
Lineage: Eukaryota; Viridiplantae; Streptophyta; Pinopsida; Cupressales; Cupressaceae
Product: leucine-rich repeat receptor protein kinase HPCA1
Exons: 4
Coding region: 1-1026 (341 amino acids)
Biological process (GO): protein phosphorylation
Cellular component (GO): membrane
Molecular function (GO): ATP binding; protein kinase activity
Source: RefSeq, a predicted model, not a curated record